Sinocyclocheilus anshuiensis is the source of this 609-nucleotide messenger RNA. RefSeq names its product protocadherin-10-like. Lineage: Eukaryota; Metazoa; Chordata; Actinopteri; Cypriniformes; Cyprinidae. Gene Ontology annotation, cellular component: plasma membrane. The annotation marks the transcript as partial. Gene Ontology annotation, biological process: homophilic cell-cell adhesion. The record is from RefSeq and is a predicted model, not a curated record. The transcript has a single exon. Gene Ontology annotation, molecular function: calcium ion binding.
AUGGACGAGGGCCAGAACGGAGAGAUUGUUUACUCUCUAAGUAGUCACAAUCCGCCGCGCAUUCGGGAUCUGUUUAACAUCGACUCGCGCACCGGGAGGAUUGAAGUGACCGGUGAGGUGGAUUACGAGGAGAGCAGCACGCAUCAGAUCUACGUGCAGGCUAAAGACAUGGGGCCGAACGCCGUGCCCGCACACUGCAAAGUUCUGGUCAAACUCAUCGACGUGAACGACAACACGCCGGAGAUUAGUUUCAGCACGGUCACGGAGUCGGUAAGUGAGCAGGCUGCCCCGGGCACGGUGAUCGCUCUGCUGAGCGUCAUGGACCGUGACUCCGGCGAGAACGGACAGAUGACCUGUGAGCUGCACGGCGAGGUUCCGUUCAAACUCAAGUCGUCUUUCAAAAACUAUUACACGAUCGUCACAGACGGUCCGCUGGACCGCGAGAAAGCGGAGUCUUACACGCUCACGGUGGUCGCCAAAGACAAGGGGGUGCCGUCUCUCUCCACAAGCAAGUCCAUCAAAGUGCACGUCUCGGACGAAAACGACAACGCGCCGAGAUUCAUGCAGUCGGUUUACGACGUGUACGUGACGGAGAAUAACGUCCCGGGC